This is a messenger RNA of Didymodactylos carnosus, 381 nucleotides long. Lineage: Eukaryota; Metazoa; Rotifera; Eurotatoria; Philodinida; Philodinidae. The record is from the annotation of a GenBank genome assembly.
AUGGCCUUUCGCAGCUUAGUUCGUCACCAUCGUUCUAUAAAAAUGUCUCGAUCAGUAUUAUUAGUAAUUGUAUUGGCUAUUUGCUGUUGUUCAUUAUUAUGUAUGGCCGUUCCAAUUUCUGAUACGGAAUCAAAAACAACUGCAUCGUUUAGUGUUAAUAGUGGUAUUAGUACACCAUCUGAAGGUGAUCGUGAACAAAAAGAAAAUAAGAAUGAAAAUGAAUUAAAUAGAACAACAGCAAGUACAUUUCUAGCAUCAACGACAAUGAAAUCAAGUGACGAAGAACAACGUGAAGAACAAUCACCAGAUGGAAAGUUAGAAACAUCAACAGGUAGACGUGUUCAACGAUCUGAUGGUGACUCAAGACCGGCAUGGUUGUAG